Messenger RNA from Helianthus annuus (common sunflower), 3372 nucleotides. RefSeq lists its product as uncharacterized. The record is from RefSeq and is a predicted model, not a curated record. Lineage: Eukaryota; Viridiplantae; Streptophyta; Magnoliopsida; Asterales; Asteraceae. The transcript has 12 exons. The coding region runs from base 133 to 2973 and encodes 946 amino acids.
AAACCAUAAGAAAAAAAAAACGAAGAAUUCCCAAUUUCUCACACAUCUUUUCCUUGUGACGGUUUCCAGGUUUGCACCUCCACAAUUCCACCUCAGAUUGAUUCCUCCGCCGCUAAACCCUAAUCUCCGGUAAUGUACGGAGGCUCGGGUAAGCUCAACCGCGGCCGCGGCGGCGGUCCGGCCAAUCGGAACAUCCACUCCACCUUCCAACCGUCCUCCGUUCAACGCCCGUCCGGUACUGUUUCCGGUAGCCGUCAGUCUACCGGUGGCAGUCACCGUAACCGUAGCAGUACACCGGCCGCAUCGGCUACAGUUUCAACGGCGGAUGAAGCGUUCAGUUUAGUUCGUAAUAAUCCGCUCAACUUCGGUAUGAUUAUUAAGCUAUCGCCUAAUCUCGUUGAAGAAAUCAAGCGCCUCGAAGCGCGUGGCGAUGCUGCGAGGAUCAAGUUUGAUUCAGUUGCUAAUAAUCCUGCUGGAAAUGUCAUUGAUGUAGGAGGCAAGGAGUUCAGAUUCACGUGGUCUAAAGAAAAAGCUGGAGACCUAUGUGACAUAUAUGAAGAACGCCGAAGUGGUGAUAAUGGAGAUGGUUUGCUUGUUGAGUCUGGAAAUGCUUGGCGAAAGUUGAAUGUUCAUCGUGAAUUGGACGAUACAGUUAAGAACUAUGUUAAAAGUCGAACAGUGGAAGCAGAACUUAAACACAAAUCACGAAAAGCCAUUGUUUUAGAUCAUGGAAAUCCAUCUAUGAAGACUCAAAUGAAGGCUUUAGCUGCUGCUGAAGUGAAUAAUGCAUGGAGAGGAUCAUAUAAACAAAAGAAAGAGCCUCCUUUCAAAAAGAUGAAAGCUGAACCUUCUUCAGCAUCUAUUACAGAAGUGGCAUCUAAAUCUGGGGGAAAAGCUGGAUUUUCCAAAAUGAGGGCUUCAAUGUCACCACUAGUAUCUACACCUGAGCAAUCUGGUGUUCCGUUGUCCCCACUUAGAAAUAACAGAGUGCAUACAAACAGGGAUGAUGCUACUUUGACCCAACCUUUUAAAGGAAAUGCUAGCACCUCUGGUGCUGUACAGAACAAACCUACUGACCUGCAAAGUUUGUUAAUUUCUCUUCUUAAGGAGAAACCACAUGGAAUGAAUCUCAAGGCUUUAGAGAAAGCUAUUGGAGAAACCAUUCCCAAAUCUGUGAAGCAAAUUGAGCCGAUCCUUAAAAAGAUUGCUGUUUUCCAAGCCCCAGGAAGAUAUUUUUUGAAACCAGAUGCUGAGAUAGAAAGUUUCAAGAAAUCAUUAUCUGAAAGUAUAAGUUCUCCAGAGAACAAUAAUCACCUCGGAGACAGAGACGUGACAACUGGCUCACUCAUGAAAGCCGGUGCUAUGAAGCACAUUUCUGAACCUUGUGACGAUUUAGAUACUUCAGAAAAAAUUGAUAUAGAUAAUCUUUCCCCAGAUGUAUUAAGUGAUAAAAAAGUUUUUCCCAAUAAUGAAGACCCUGCGAUUAACUCUAGCAAGAGCGCAAGCGACAGUGACAGCAGUGACUCCGAAAGUGACAGCAGAAGUCCCAGCAGUGACAGUGACAGUGACAGUGACAGCAAAGAGGGGUCUGAUGAAGACGUAGAUAUCAUGAGUGACGAUGAUAAAGAACCCACACAACCGUUGGAUCAUGAAUUAGGAUAUGAAAAAGAUGGUCAUGGCUCUGAUUUAGAAAAAGAUUUGUUUGAUGAAGCUGGUUUGCAUGUAACUAAUAAUGAUGAGAUUGAAGUUCAUGAUCAUGCUGCAUCGAAAAGGGGAUCUUCUGAUGAGAACGAACAUGUAAAAAGAUUAAAAGCAGGAAAUUUGGCCAGUAGAUCUCCUGAUGGGCCCAGAAUAAUGAGCCGAACUGUAGGUGACGUUUCUGAUUAUGACUAUGAAAAUGUCAACAAUCAUCAUCUUAAUGCACGGGCAAAGCCUCAUGCUGACAUGGAUAACCCUGAAAGGGGCCCACAAGGGGACAAUGUAUUAUUUUCAAUGCAAAAGUUUAUCAAAGAAACACGAGCUGAAGAUAAGAGACCUCCAAAGAAUUCUGGAGGCAAACACUCCGGUUCUCAUAAGAAGAAACACGGCGUUUUAAUCAAGGAACCUGAGUUACCGUCAACGUCACAGAUUAAAGAUUCCACCACUGACUUAUUAAAGUCAACUUCAAUAAACGGAUGCAGACCGACACUCGUAAGAGAGCUCUCGGAUUUAGAGAUGGGUGAAUUCCGUGAUGAAGAAAAGCGUUUUGAGACGUUUAAAAAGUCGGAGAACAUAUCAAGUUCAGAUUACUGGAAUCUCGAUGAUACAUUAAACCUGCCUAAAAAGGUUGUUCCCGAAGAACAUCUCACAAGAUUUAACGGCAGCAGACAGUCACUAUCAAGAGUAGAUCAAACGCAACAUAAUAAAGGUAGACAUAAUGAAGCUGGGACAAGUUUAAUCAACAACACAGACAGUCAAAGAAAAGUGAACGUGGUAGUUCCUAUUUCCACAAAAGAUAAAAAGCGGCAUAAGUCUAAAGGUUUAGGAGAAAAGAAGGAUUUUAGGAUGGUAAACAGUAGUGAUAUUAAUGGACAAAAGGAGUCUUUCUCUGAUGAUAGUAUUACUUCAUAUACUAAGUAUGAAAAAGAGGAGCCAGAGAUGAAGGGACCGAUACGAGAUCUUUCACAGUACAACGAGUAUGUGCAGGAGUAUCGUGAGAAGUAUGAUUGCUACCAUAUGUUGAACAAGAUUCUAGAAUCAUACAGACACCAGUUUCAAACCUUUGGAAGGGACCUUGAACUUGCUAAGGGAAGAGAUACUGACAGAUAUAACAAAAUAUUGGAGCAGUUAAUGGAAUCCUAUCGCCAGUGUGGAACGAAACAUAAAAGGCUGAAGAAGAUAUUUGUUGUGCUCCAUCACGAACUGCAGCAUUUGAAGGAGAUGAUUAGAGACUUUGCUGAGAAACAAACAAAAGGACGACGGAUUAAUUCAUAGGUGUGUAUAUGAAAACAGAAAACACCGUGCAAUAUCAAGACCAAACUCGGAUCUGUUGUUUUCUUUCUGAUUAUAGUUUUUCUAUCAGUGUUAUAGAAUCUACCCGCAGAAUAGAUCGAUGAAGCUAGUAAGUUCUUGGUGGUAACUGAUGAAGUUAAUUGACCUCUGGAUGAGGUUUCAUAUGCAUAAUGGAGAAGGAAAAGUUUUGGAUUAGUUGUGGUAUAUAAACACUGUACAUGUACUUUUUGUUUUUUUAUUUUAGUCAGAAAUGGUUUUGGUUUGGGUAUUAUAUUUUACAGUAAUGUAGAGUUUAAGGAUUUGACUUAUAGCAUCUGGUUAGUUUGAUUAAAUUUUCUAGAUCCAAAACUGGAUCUCAGGAGCUUUUUAGCUUUGUACAAA